Messenger RNA from Manihot esculenta (cassava), 1782 nucleotides. RefSeq names its product transcriptional regulator STERILE APETALA. Bases 117 to 1502 code for a protein of 461 amino acids. Lineage: Eukaryota; Viridiplantae; Streptophyta; Magnoliopsida; Malpighiales; Euphorbiaceae. The transcript has 2 exons. The record is from RefSeq and is a predicted model, not a curated record. Gene Ontology annotation, molecular function: protein binding. Gene Ontology annotation, cellular component: preribosome, large subunit precursor.
UCUCGUCUUUAUCUACACCUUUUUGUGAUUUUGUCCUUGUUGCUUUGCAGCCCAUAUCGUCUUUCUUCUUUGAUAGCCUCCUUCAGUUGUUAUAUAUUCGUUAAAUUGAUUGAUUAAUGUCUUCUUCUUCUUCUUCUUCUUCGUCUGGCAAUGGUGGUGGAGAUAAUUAUGGUGAAGGAGGAGGAGGAGGAGGAGGAGGGGAUUACGAAGGACCAUCAAGGACCCGUCCACGUGCUAUUAACGAGGUUUGGCCUGAGCCUUUUCUGGAGGCUCUUGCUACCCAGGUCGCCAUUGAUGCUGCUCGCAUGUUUGGUCGACUCGCGGCUGCUCAAGCUCUUGCCAAUGUGUUUCGGGUUUGUUCCACGUGGCGAGCUGUCUCCCGCUCCGAUCUCCUCUGGCAUCGUCUCACUCGCCGUAUUUGGGACCGUACUCACCUCUUACAUGACACGUGGCGUGAGGAGUAUGUUUACCGUCAUCGGAUGGCUGGGAACUUCCGCAACCGAAGAUCAUUCCACUUUACUCUUCACUUUGAUCCUGCUGAUGUCGACGACCCCAACGAUCCAGACGCCCACACGUGCCGUUGCCUUGCUCUUUCUGAUCAUUAUCUCGCCUGUGGCUUCGCGGACGGUGCCGUUCGCCUGUUCGACCUCCACACGCGUCUGCAUUCGCACACCUUCCGCCCCCAGCACCGUGACCGUUUGGGCCGCUUCUCCCGCGCCGUAUCGGGCAUCAUCAUCAACGGCAUGCAAUUAAUUUUUGCUUCAUUAGACGGCGACAUCCACGUGGCAAUUAUAAACAGCCAUGCUGCCCCUCGUAGGGUCCACUUCGGUGACGUGGUGACUGACGGAGCUUUAGUGGAUUUCACAGGUCGUGGGCAAUGGUGGGUGGGCCUCCACGCUGGAGUUCCGGGCCGGGCCUUUCACAUAUGGGAUGGCAACACGGAACAACUCACCUUCGUUGGCGGGGGUCUAACAGAUCCCGAUUCAGUACGUGGAUGGCACACAUUAACCGAGUUGACCGAGUUAGUAGGGCGAGUCAGGGUUACAGACCAUGAAACGGCGGUGGCAUGCACGAGUCUGAGACUAAUGGAAUUUGAUUUGAGGAACCAAGGGGUAAUAUUACAUCAAGAAGAGCCGAGGAGAGGAAUCAUAGUGAGCUGUUUCGACGUGUGGAACGACGCCGUUCUGGUGGUUGAUAACAGAGGCGUGGGAAUCGUGCGCAGGGUGAGCACAUUAGAGGAAGUCUGCAGGUUCAACGUGAGGUCACAGAGGGGGUUGAUAGGGUGCAUUAACGGAGGAUACGCGCUAAUAUGCGCAGGGGGUGUAAUUAGGGUAUGGGAAAUAGAGCAGCACGGAGGAGAGGUACGGGAGUUACGAGAGUAUUUGUACAGCUUGAGAGAGGGAAGAGGAGAGGUCAACGCCCUGGUGGCAGACGAGAGACACGUGGCAGCAUCAGGAAGUGAUGGGUCAAUACACGUAUGGGAUUUUGGGGCAGAGUUGUAGGGGGUGGGACCCGAGGGGAAGGGUAGGUGUAGGGUUAGGAAAAGAGACUAAUACUGACUUUAGGGAUGAGAGGAGACGUUUUGUUUUGGGGACUUCUUUAGGUUUGACCCACGUGAGAGGACUUUGUGAGUUGGGCUUUGUCUGGUUAUUACACAAGUCUCUGUCACAAUCUCUCUCUCUCUCUCUCUCUCAAUCUCUGUUUUAGUUGUAAUGCAAGGGACUGAGGAUGUAUUUGAGCUGUUCCUUUCAUGGGUACUUUUAAUUAAUUUCUAAUUGAGAC